GCAGAAGAAGCCUCGGCUCGGUCUUGUUUUUGUCCGCUGCGACACGCAGCGUUUCCGCUGUGAAAAUGCGCAUUGAAAAGUGUUAUUUUUGCUCCGGACCAGUUUACCCCGGACAUGGGGUGAUGUUUGUACGGAACGACUGCAAGUCCUUCAGAUUCUGCCGAUCAAAAUGCCACAAGAACUUCAAGAAGAAGCGAAACCCAAGAAAAACCAGAUGGACCAAAGCAUUCAGAAAGGCUUCAGGAAAAGAGCUGACAGUGGAUAACUGUUUGGAGUUUGAGAAACGCAGAAAUAUUCCUGUGAAGUACAGCAGGGAGAUGUGGGAGAAGACAGUGGAAGCAAUGAAGCGGGUGGAGGAAAUCAAACGGAAACGACAGGCGAGAUUUAUCAUGAACAGAUUAAAGAAGGGCAAAGAGCUGGAGAAAGAGGAGGCCAUCAACGAAGUCAAGAAAAAUAUUCACCUCAUCAAGGCGCCACAUGCAGGAAAGGCCAAACAGCUGGAGGACAAAAUGGUUCAGAAGUUACAAGAAGAUGUGGAAAUGGGGGAAGAAGAUAUUUAAUCUUAACCCGGAGCAGUGAUUCUUUUUGUGUCAUGACACCCUUCAUUUAUAUUGUUCUGCUGUUUGGAAUUAAAGUUUCCAAAUACCAGAUGAUGCUUAUAAAGAGUUUUGAUUCGCUUCAG
This is a messenger RNA of Salarias fasciatus (jewelled blenny), 682 nucleotides long. It is a transcript of the gene rsl24d1, whose product is annotated as ribosomal L24 domain containing 1. NCBI's taxonomy places the organism in Eukaryota, Metazoa, Chordata, Actinopteri, Blenniiformes, Blenniidae. The record is from RefSeq and is a predicted model, not a curated record. The coding region runs from base 66 to 560 and encodes 164 amino acids. Gene Ontology annotation, biological process: ribosomal large subunit biogenesis. Gene Ontology annotation, molecular function: structural constituent of ribosome. Gene Ontology annotation, cellular component: nucleolus. The transcript has 6 exons.